UAGAGAGCUUCACAUCAGACAGCAAUUAAUCUUUUGUUGCUUUGUGACAAAUGGAGGAUCCUUAGUCCUCUUUUCCCCAGUUUUUCCUCUCUCUCUUCCUUCCCUAUCCGAGUCUCCGUCUCCGUCUCUCUCUCUCUCCGGUCUCUUCUCCGGGAAACAAGUCUUGGUAAUCGAUCAACGAUUCCGGUCAAUCUUUUAAGGUUGUUAAGCGCGGGGGAAUUCUGAGCUUUUUUAAUUGCUAAAUUCUGAUGACUCCGCCACUGCUCGGUGGUGUAGAGGAGGUUGCCAGCAGUGCUUCGCUGCUGGCUUCUUCAACCUCCAUAGAAAGCGUAUGUCAAAAUGGGUCUGCUGAGCUCAAAGAGCGCAACUACAUGGGAUUGUCUGAUUCUUCCUCAUCUGGGGAUAGCUCCGCAAUCUCUGCCGUCACUGGUGAGAGCAAGACUAGUCUGAAUCUUAAGGCGACAGAGCUUCGGCUUGGAUUACCAGGAUCUCAGUCGCCGGAAAGGAACUCAGAUCUUUCCUUAUUUGCCUCUACUCAGCUUGAUGAGAAGCCCCUCUUCCCCAUGCAUCCAGUGAACGAUCAUCAUGGAUCUUCCACGCCCAAGACUUUACUUUUGGGGAAUAAAAGAGGGUUCUCUGAUGCCAUGGAUGGCUUCUCAGAGGAUAAAUUUUCUUCUGAAUCGAAGGUGAAUGAGAUGUUAACUCCGAGGCCAUCUCAGAACUUGGGGCUGAAACCGGGUUCCAUCCUCGAGAACCUGACUUCUCAAACAGCAAAGACGAAUGAAGCAGUAGGGCAGAAGCCUGCACAGGAAAGGCCCCAUGUGUCGAACAACAACAGGGGCUCUGCAAACAAUAGCAGUGCACCUGCUACUAAGGCACAAGUUGUGGGUUGGCCACCCAUCAGGUCGUUUAGGAAGAACUCACUUGCUACCUUGUCCAAGAAUACUGAAGAAGUAGAUGGAAAGGUGGGUGCUAGUGCUCUGUAUGUCAAAGUCAGCAUGGAUGGUGCUCCAUAUCUGAGAAAAGUUGACUUGAGGAACUACUCUGCAUAUAAGGAACUCUCUUCGGCUCUUGAGAAGAUGUUCAGCUGUUUUACCAUAGGUCAAUGCGGAUCCCAUGGAACUUCAGGAAGGGAGAUGCUGACUGAAAGCAAGUUGAAGGAUCUUCUCCAUGGUUCAGAAUAUGUUCUCACCUACGAGGAUAAAGAUGGAGACUGGAUGCUUGUCGGUGAUGUUCCAUGGGAGAUGUUUAUUGACACCUGCAAGAGGAUGAGGAUCAUGAAGGGUUCUGACGCCAUUGGUUUAGGUGCGUUGUGUCAUUAAAUUUAUUUUUUUAAUUCAAUAUAUUGCAAUCUGAACUGUCGAAGGAUAGCAGUGACUAAAGCUAUUCUCUUGAGAAUUUUGAGUCCUUUAGACACCAGUAGUCCAGUACCACAUGUUUUACUGAUGCAUGAGAGGCAUAGGAUAGCAGUGAAAGAUGCCAUCCUUUUAAGAAUGAGUAGUCCUCUUAGAUAUCAGUACCAUGGCAUCUACUUGUGUUUUGCUGAAAGAUUGAGUGUGCCAUAGAGAAGACAGAAGUGUAGUAAGAAAAUUGUGUUCUAGAAUCAAAGGUUGGCUUGCGGAAUGAUUGAGUUGGCUGUUAUUUGCCAAUCCAUGCAGAAUGUCUUUGAAAAUCUCAAUAGCCUGCUUGAUCCAUUGCAAGUGUCUCUGGAUUUGCCCAUCCUCUUUUUUCGAUGAGCAUUCCCAUCUAUUUGGUACAUUAUUAUGUCUGCAAUAUUUGGUUAAACGCCAUGGUUCUGCUUUUGGUUUGCUAAGUUAUGUUGGAACUCUAUUAAAAUGCAUGUAGUAUAAUUCUGUUAACGGGUCAUUUGAUUUGGAUCUUGUCCUGGCCAGACAACAGGUAGAGGGUUCUGCCAUCAGGACUGGGGAAAAUGUUGGUCUGUUUAUGCAAAAUUGUCCUCUUUUAUGGCACUUGCAUCUGAGAUGCAUCCUGAUUUCCAAUAGCAUGAUCACUUGAAUCAUUCAUGAGAAGCUCAGUUUAUGCCUAUUCUGUGUAUGCUAAAACUCAGAAUUAGUACACGAGCAUUAUAUUCGAUAAUGAGUUCCCGAUGUUUGACUAGGCACUGAGUAAGGAACACAUGUGAAAUGCUACUAGAGUUAUUCGAGUCAUGUAUCAUGUCUGCAAAUGUUGACACCAGUGGGGUUAUCAUGUCAUGAAUGACGAUUAGUAUUUGUAGCGGAACUUCAAUUCUUCAGUAUAACAGAAGUUGCCGUACUUUGAUUUGUUUGCCAGCCCCACGGGCGGUAGAGAAGUGCAGGAACAAGAACUAGCCAGCAGCAGCUGCCAGGGGAGCAGGAGGAAGAAGAAGGUGUUGGGAUUGGAUGGAUCGCUGCGGGUAAUGGCUUUUUAUGUUGCGUUAGUAGUUGGGCGUUUUUAAUGUGUAUUUUAACUCCGUUUUGUUUGUUAAGUUGGAAUUAAGAGGAAAGAAAGAGAAGUGGGUGUUAUGGUGUUGUCUGUUGUAGUUGUGCUGUGCUGUGCUGUGCUUUUGCUGUCAAGAAGCCUUGCUUGCUGUCUCCUUGUCAAUUGAAAAAGAAAACUCCAAUGCACAACUUAAAAAUUGUAUUUGUGAGAUAGCAAUUUUAUUCUAUGUGUGUUUUUCUAAAAUAAACAAAGGAAAAAAAAAAAAAAA
Linum tenue is the source of this 2689-nucleotide messenger RNA. Lineage: Eukaryota; Viridiplantae; Streptophyta; Magnoliopsida; Malpighiales; Linaceae. The record is from the annotation of a GenBank genome assembly.